This is a messenger RNA of Lactuca saligna, 702 nucleotides long. NCBI's taxonomy places the organism in Eukaryota, Viridiplantae, Streptophyta, Magnoliopsida, Asterales, Asteraceae. The record is from the annotation of a GenBank genome assembly.
AUGUUAACUGAUGGAAGGAUUGUAGCCAUCAAGAAAUCAAAGGUGGUUAGUGAAAGCCAACUUAAACAGUUUAUUAACGAAGUGGUCAUUCUUUCACAAGUCAAUCAUAGAAAUGUGGUCAGACUACUUGGUUGUUGCCUAGAAACAGAGGUCCCGCUACUUGUCUCUGAGUUUAUCUCAAAUGGUACCUUGUAUGAAUUUAUUCAAGAUGAAACUAACGAGUUUGCAACUUCUUUAAAGAUGAGACUACAAAUUGCUAGAGAGGUUGCGGGAGCCCUUUCUUACUUACAUUCAUCAAGCUCCAUUCCAAUAUACCAUAGAGACAUUAAGACCACUAAUAUACUUUUGGAUGAAAAGUAUAAAGCAAAAAUUUCUGACUUUGGAACUUCAAGGUUCGUGUCAAUAGAUGAAACUCACUUAACUACAUUAGUCAAAGGGACAUUUGGUUACUUGGAUCCGGAGUACUUCCAGUCAAGCCAGUUUACUGAAAAGAGUGAUGUUUAUAGUUUUGGGGUUGUUUUACUAGAACUCUUGACAAGAGAAAAACCAAUUUCCUUAACUAGAUUUGGUGAUAAUAGAAGUUUAGCUACACACUUUGUGGUCGCCAUGGAAGAAGGACGUAUAUUGUCUAUUUUGGAUGAAAUGAAUGUUAAAGAGGGUUCAAUGAGUGAGUUGUUAUCAAUAGCAAACCUGGCAUUGUGA